This is a messenger RNA of Lasiosphaeria miniovina, 2324 nucleotides long. RefSeq names its product general substrate transporter. Lineage: Eukaryota; Fungi; Ascomycota; Sordariomycetes; Sordariales; Lasiosphaeriaceae. The coding region runs from base 402 to 1937 and encodes 511 amino acids. The record is from RefSeq and is a predicted model, not a curated record. Gene Ontology annotation, cellular component: membrane. Gene Ontology annotation, biological process: transmembrane transport; carbohydrate transport. The transcript is spliced from 8 exons. Gene Ontology annotation, molecular function: carbohydrate:proton symporter activity.
CUUCGAUCAACCUGCCCCACGACGCAGUGGUAGGACAGAACUUGCAGACCUGCCAGGCUUGGUAGGUCGGGAGGGUACUUGGCACACCAUUUCGCAGCACAACUUGCAGCCAGUGGUCUCAGAGAGCCGAAAUCCGGCCUCGAUCAUCUGCCGCGUGAGCAGUGAGGGGGCUAGAGGGAGCUAAGAUGUGCGAGUGUCACCCAUAUGAGCAUGUUGUGUCCAGAUUCUGUAGCAGGAUAGCGAAGCUAGAGAAGCAGACGUCGCUCUUUCUCAUUUUCUUUUCCCUCAUCAACCGUCUACAGUCGACGGCGCAUACUGCACAAGUUAUUUAGAUUUAGGGAGAGAUCCCACAGUCCCCCGUUUGCCAGCAUCCUCCCCCGACGUCAUCCGAUAUCAAUAACAUGCCGGCUUGGCAGACGAGCUGGGGCAUGGGCGUCUCAAAGGCGACCUGGCGCCUCCACUGUUUCUGUCUUUUUCUCGCGCUUGGCUCUUUUGUCUGGGGGUACAACGUCGGCGUCUUGGCAUCGGUCCUGGUGCAUCCUGGCUUCAAGGAGACACUCGACAACCCCGACGCUUCCAAGAGCGGCCUGAUCACGGCCAUCUACUACCUUGGCACCUGGACCAGCUACAUCUUCUUUGCCCACCCGGCUGCAGACAGACUUGGCCGCCGCUAUGCUGCCCUGACCGGCAUGUUCGUGACGUGUCUUGGUCAGGCACUCCAAGUGGGUGCCUCCGGACCCAGCGCUCUCGCUAUGAUCAUUGCCGGCCGUAUCAUCGCCGGCAUGGGCACCGGUAUCAUCUCUACCAGCGUGCCUCUUUAUCAAAGUGAGAUCGCUCCGGCCAAGCAUCGCGGUAAAUAUGUCGUUAUGAAUCAUAUUGGAUUUGUUGCAGGCCUCGCCAUGGGCUUCUGGGUCGGCUACGCCGUGACAUUCUGGGACACCCCAAACGGCCACGAAAUGGGAUGGCGCUUGUCGCUUGCCAUCUCUUUCAUCCCUGGCUUUUUUUUCGUCCUGGGUCUCCCAUUCAUGCACGAGUCGCCUCGCUGGCUUGUAGAGCACGGCCAGAGUGCCGCUGCCUCAAAAACGCUCCAGUUCUACCGCGAGGGCUAUUACAGUGCCGAUGAAGUUGAAGCCGAAUUGGCCGAAAUCGAGAACUCGGUAGCUGCUUUCAAGGCCUCAGGUCUGACUUGGAUCUCGCUCUUCACGGACCCCAGCCUCUUUGCCCGGCUAUGGCGGUCUACCCUGUUGCAGUUUAUGGCUCAAAUGUGUGGUGCUACGGCUAUGAAGUACUAUCUGCCGGUUCUCUUCAAAGCGCUAGGGCUCGGCUCUCGGCUGUCGUUGCUGGCCGGCGGUAUUGAGAGCACGCUAAAAAUCGGGUGCACUGUGCUGGAGAUGGUGAUCAUUGACAAGUUUGGCCGGAGACUCACGCUUGUAGUGGGCGCCGCCGUUAUGGCCUUUGCACUCUUGAUCAAUGGCGCCCUUCCUCUAGUCUACCCAAAUAACGUGAACAGGGCCUCAGAUUACACCUGUAUUGUCUUCGUUUUCAUCUACUCGCUUGGGUACAGCAUGGGGUUUGGCCCGGCAGCCUGGGUCUACGGAUCUGAGAUCUUUCCCACGGCAGCCCGUGCUCGUGGACUCAGCUUUGCUGCCUCAGCCGGCGCCAUCGGCUCCAUUGUGGUUGCACAAAUCUGGCCCAUUGGAAUUGCCACCAUCGGCUCCAAAAUCUACUUCUUCUUUAUGGCCAUAAACCUGAUAUGUGUUCCAAUCAUCUACCUUCUGUAUCCCGAAACAAACGGGCGUCGACUCGAAGAUAUGGACGUCCUGUUCGGGGGAAACCCUGCCGUCUAUCCGACCCACCUUCUUGACCAAGACGUUGACGAUACUCGCGGCCUCGUGCCAAAAAACAUCUCAGGCCAAUCACGCGGAUCUGGAGCCUGACCAGCCUAUAUAAUUUCAAAGUCGGGUCCUCGAAUAGCAAGUCGAACUUUUCUAGUCGGGUUCGCUGCUACCCGCCUGGUUAAUUAGUUAUGUGGUUCCAGAGUCCAGAUUAUCUGAUGGUAACAUAAGAUGGAACGGAUGCCUGUCAUGCAGGAAUUGCUCAUGUAAUUAAACGUUUGAUUGUGGCAUUGUUGCGCCUAAUUUGAAUGUUAUCGGGUUCCAAGAAGAAGGUUUUGAAGACUUUACCCAAGCAUAGACACCUUAUUGCUAUUUAUUAUUUCAGAACUCAUGUGUCAUUCAGGGCCCUGGGGAGGUUCUGGGCUUAACCGGAACCACGUGGUGGCUAGCAUAACUGUUUUGCACAAUGACUAGUACUGGUAUUUCGAG